AUUUUGUGUAGAAAAUGUAGAAAGGAGAAACCACGCGGCCAGGAAAAAAACGACGGGGUAGAUAAGUUGAGAUUCAAUGUAAACAACCCAACACAUAGCGCAAGUGUACAGAUCGAGUUUAGUCACAAGAAUCGGGUCAAUAUGUACGGAGUAAAUUGUUUUAGCUGGAUCGGUAUGUUUCGUAUUUUAUUUGGAGUAGCGGAUUAGUUGCAUUUUUUAUUAAUGAUUGUACAGUGAAGAGAGUUUUGCCAAUAAACUAAUGACAUCAUACCGAAACGAUUGAUAAUAUAUGUACCUCUAUUUAAAAAUGAAGAACUACAGAUAAUGGCCUAGUAUUACGAAAGCUACUUCCUGCCGUUAGUAUAGCUUCCGAUAGGUGAUUGAGAGGUGAGGUCAUUCGCUGUGUGAAAUGGAUCUAAAUUUCAAGUGUCCGCUGUGCGAUACGUACUUCGAAGCGCAAGAUGAACUCGCCGAACACAUAAAGGCGAGACAUACCUCGUACUACUAUGACACCUAUCUGGUGCCACCGGUUUUGUUUUAUCCCGGCGAAUCCACAGCAGUAGUAGUGGACGAAACUCCUGCCACGGUUGUAACCACAGAACCGGUUUCUUCCGCUGAUGUAUUAAUCGAGCCGGCCCCUGUUCCAGAUGAUGGAUGCUGCGAGUGCGAUUGUUGUGGUGGGGAUGUUGGGGCAGAUGCCGGUGGUGACGCCGGGGGCUGUGGGGAUUGCGAUUGCGAUUGUGACUGUGUGAUUAUGUAGUAGAGUAUUUUGAUGUUUGUGCUGGUUUUAUGUUUGCCUUUAGUACAGAUUUACAAAAGUAUACUUUUUAUUUAUAAAUUUUAGCUCUUGUUAAUAUUUUAAACCGCUUUUAGCUGUAAGGCCUACGACAAUACUCGAACUAAUAUAGGUUUAAUUUGUUAAAAAAAAGCUCAAAUAAACAAAAAUUGAUUAAAAGAGGAAAUAUUAACGAUGAAAGCCUAAA
Messenger RNA from Armigeres subalbatus, 983 nucleotides. RefSeq lists its product as uncharacterized. The coding region runs from base 410 to 760 and encodes 116 amino acids. The record is from RefSeq and is a predicted model, not a curated record. The transcript has 3 exons. NCBI's taxonomy places the organism in Eukaryota, Metazoa, Arthropoda, Insecta, Diptera, Culicidae.